Penicillium macrosclerotiorum is the source of this 579-nucleotide messenger RNA. RefSeq names its product DUF4452 domain-containing protein. Bases 1 to 579 code for a protein of 192 amino acids. The transcript has 2 exons. The record is from RefSeq and is a predicted model, not a curated record. Lineage: Eukaryota; Fungi; Ascomycota; Eurotiomycetes; Eurotiales; Aspergillaceae.
AUGUCUGCUUUCAUGUACACCCACCACCACCACCAGCAACAGCAUGCACACCAUGCGGCUCAUAUGCCUACCAAUAACCACCACGGUCGCACCCGCCGAGGCCCCAAGAUGGCUCACCAGAAUGCUCAGCGUCAAUUCCGAGGUGUCAAGAGCAUGCGGGAGCUGGCGGAAGCCCCAGCAGUGACGGCCUUCCGGGCGAGAUUCGAAGCUGGUCGCUCCUUCGACCUCGACGAUGACCUCGAAUUCUGCCCCAAUCUCCUGACUGAUGAGGAUCUGCACUCGAUUCACUCCGCUUCUUCCGACCGGUCUUCGCUCUCCAGCGGCUCCCCCGACACUUCACCCCUGCAACAUCAGAUCCAGCCAGUGCAGCAGGUCACACCGGCCAUUUCUCUGUCUCCGGCUUCGACCAACUCAUUUGUUCACGCCGCCAACCCAAAUCAUGUUAACUUCCAGCAGCCUGCUGCCAGCCGGACCCGCAAAGUCAUCCCGAUCGUCAACCCUAACACCGGGAUGACCAUGACCAGCCCGCCCUCAUCGAUUUCUCCGGCGAUGAUGCAGGCUGCUCAGCGUCGAUGGUAA